Messenger RNA from Stegastes partitus (bicolor damselfish), 3460 nucleotides. It is a transcript of the gene pdlim5a, whose product is annotated as PDZ and LIM domain 5a. The record is from RefSeq and is a predicted model, not a curated record. NCBI's taxonomy places the organism in Eukaryota, Metazoa, Chordata, Actinopteri, Pomacentridae. Gene Ontology annotation, molecular function: actin binding; muscle alpha-actinin binding. Gene Ontology annotation, biological process: muscle structure development; heart development; actin cytoskeleton organization. The transcript has 13 exons. Bases 168 to 1892 code for a protein of 574 amino acids. Gene Ontology annotation, cellular component: stress fiber; Z disc; filamentous actin.
UGAAGAGAUCUUGGAACAACAUCUUAACGGGAGCCGCUGCACUUCUGACCAAAUUCUUGUCCGUCAUCGAAAGCUCGUAACGUUGUCGUCAUCAUCACUCGAUCUGCGAAAUAUUUCCCCUGCCGUCAGCAUCGUCAUUCGGCGGUCAACAUAUCGCAGAGGCGACCAUGAGCAGCAACUACAGCGUCACUCUCUCAGGCCCUGCCCCCUGGGGCUUCAGGCUGCAGGGAGGAAAGGACUUCAACAUGCCCCUCACCAUCUCCAGGCUGACGGACGGUGGAAAAGCAGCUAAAGGUGGCAUUGCCGUGGGCGACUUGGUUCUGUCCAUCGACGGCAUCGCCACGGAGGGCAUGAACCACCUGGAGGCCCAGAACAAAAUCAAGAGCUGCGCGGGCAACCUCAGCCUCACUCUGCAGAAAGCCUCCAGUGUUCCUAAACCUCCUCCUGUGGCACCAAAGGGCGACAGAUCAGACAUCAUAAAACCAGUCGCCAUCACCCAUCCACCUCCUCCACCCCAUCCUCACCUCCACUCCUCAGGUCACUCCACUGCCCCCUACAACAAGGCCCCCAGACCUUUCGGGGGCUGCACCUCAGAUAGCCUUACCUCACAGUCCCCUUUUGCCACUUUCAUCCCCUCCCCAUCCUCGGCCUUUACACCUGCCUCCUCCUCCCACUCCAGUCCUCCUCCUCCUCCUCCUCUUUCUCCACCUCCCGCCUCUUACCCAUCUUCUGCCUCCUCCUCCCCCCCUGUCCUCGUCCCGCCUCAGCCGUCGGUGUACAACACACCGAUCAACCUCUACUCCACCGAGAAUGCGUGUGAGGUGGCCAUGGGGCAGAGGCGGGGCCUGUUGGAGAGUCAGGGUGGAGCCCUGCCACUGCAGUUUAAUGGAGUUCCCAGGAAGCACAUUGUGGAUACAGACAUCCAUUUUUACCACGUGCCCACUCACGCUGAUGCCAGCAGAAAGCGCAUCACGGAGGACACGGAGGACUGGCGCCCACGCACAGGCACCACCCAGUCCAGGUCCUUCAGGAUUCUAGCUCAGAUCACCGGCACUGAGAACGUUCAAAAUGAAGAAGCUGACACAGCCAAGAAGACAAAUGAUGAGAGCGAGGAACCUGAACCCAACACCCACCAGUCUGCAGUUGUCAAGACUAUGAUCAAAGGGCCUGCUACAGCUCAGGGUCAUCGUCCUCAGACCGGUUUGAUCACUCCAUCUUUUGGUAUGAAGGGUAAUGGCAGCGCCAGCUUCCCGAGGGGCCCCGUCCCAGCCCGGCCCGUUCCUCAGCCCCACCCUAAAGAUGAGGACACUCUGGUCCAGAUGGCGGAACAUAUUCCUGCUGGGACUCGUACGCCGAUGUGUGCCCACUGCAACAUGGUCAUCAGGGGGCCAUUUUUGGUGGCGAUGGGGAAAUCAUGGCAUAAGGAGGAAUUUAACUGCGCCCACUGCCGUGCAUCCCUGGCAGAAGUCGGCUUCGUGGAAGAGCAGGGAUCUGUCCACUGUGAACACUGCUACGAAGAGUUCUUCGCUCCAACGUGCAGCCGCUGCCAGACCAAGAUACUGGGGGAGGUGAUAAAUGCCCUCAAACAGACGUGGCAUGUCUACUGCUUCCUUUGUGCUCGCUGUCAGCAGCCAAUCAGAAACAACACCUUCCACCUGGAGGAUGGAGAACCAUACUGUGAACAAGACUUUUACAGUUUGUUUGGGACUGGCUGCCACGGCUGUGAGUUCCCCAUCGAGGCUGGAGACAAGUUCCUGGAGGCCCUUGGUUACACCUGGCACGACACCUGCUUUGUUUGUGCUGUGUGCUGCACCACGCUGGAAGGUCAGGCCUUCUUCUCCAAGAAGGACAAACCUCUUUGCAAGAAACAUGCUCACACCCUGAAGAUAUGAAGCUUGGACUCUUCUCGUGCUUUUUUUUUUGUCUCGGUAGGGUGAACAGGGACUCCUACUGAAAUAAUACUUAGCUCAUGUGACAAUACAACUCAAGCAGUUCUCAUUCGUACACAGUGGUGGUUCCUCCAGAGAGAAGAAUCAGUAAAGCUUGCACUUCACUAGGAUAGUUCUGAUCAGUUUAUCUGGAUUUUAUGUGCUUAUGCAUUAAACAUAGGACACCUUCACUGCCAAAUGGUGCAGUGUAUCUGUGCUGCCUUUAGGGAUCACCAGAGCUAUACAUUUUCUACUACACAGGACUGUGAUGAUGGUCUUUACUUCCUCAUCCAGAUUUUAAUAUUAAGUUACUAGAAGUGGUGAGACGGUCACAUCUUCUGUUCUACCCUGUUAAAAUACACCACUCAUUACACAUGACUCAUAAAGACAAGACCAGAAUUGUGUGAAUAUGUAUAUCCAUAUUCAUACUACAAGACUGCAAUGCGAGAGGAGGAUACUGGCAAUUAUUCUUAGCGGGCGUUUAUAUUUGUUAGUGUGUUAAUCUGACACUUUGAAGAGUUCAAGAGAAUAUUAUUACAUUUCCAGUGUCAAACUUUGUUAUAUUUUAUUGCUGCGUUCUUUGUUGUCCACAUAUGCCAAAAUGAUUUCACAAACAGCUAUUAAAUAUCACAACAUGCAUUAAAAAUGUGUAUUAGACUGAUGAGUACAGGUUGGGCUGAAUGUAUGAGGUAAUAAUUAAAGCUGCUGCCUCUGAUUUGAUCAGUUUUUAAUAUUUGUAAAUGAAUUUAAUUUUAAGCAAAUUCUUUGUAUUUUCUUUUGCUUUUGUUGUGUGAAGUUGGUUACCUUUAACAAAAUUACAUUUCCACAUAUGAAUUUGAAACAGGAAGGCACUUAUCAACAAACAAGAGAAACUCUUGAUUUUAUGGACAGUAAGUAAUAUAUCAAUAUAUAUAUUAACAAUAAAUAAAAAUCUAUCAAACAACAAAUAUAUAUACAAUAUAUCGCUGCAUAGCACUGGUAGAAAUCUAGUUUCUGUAUUUGGUGCCAUAUAGUUUAAUGAUAUUUCUAUUUUUAUUUAUUUGACCUCAAACAUGUUUUUUUCUUUCAUUUAAUCCUCUAAGUGCGUCAUUUAGGUGUGUCGCUCUCUCUGGCCUGCAGGGAAAUCAUUUGUGUAGUAAACUAUAUUUAAUUUAGUAUAGAAGAGGGAGAAAUAUGAUUUGACGAUAUAUAUUUAAUUUCUAGUAUUUGGGUAACUUGGCUGUAAUUUUAAGUGACUGUAUAGAAGGUAGUUUCUUUUCUUUUUUUUUUUUUUACAUCACACUUGUCUCUCCAUAAACUGCACCAUCAUGGUUAUUUGGUGAUUUACUUUUCAUUAUUUCUACUGGAUACAUAUGAUCUUUUAGUACAAGGCAACAGAGCUCAUACUGACAUUUAUUUCCCACAGUUUUCAUUGAAAUAGCUCAGUUUUUAUAGUUUGGGAUGUUUCUUUUUCUCACUACAAAACUGCAGUUGGAGCUGUUAAAACUGACCUGAGUUCUUCAAUAAAUAUUUUUGCUUUUAAGCCCCCAAGA